AUGUACGGUCGUAUCUGGGAUGGGCCUGGAGUAAUUUAGUACCCGGCACGUACCCGUAAAACAGCCAAAUGCAAUUUGGUAUUUUCUGGGCAAUGCGACUUUGGCAGCCGCCGCCGCCUCCAAAACCAAAGAUACAGAUGCAGCUGACGGCAAGCAUUUUGGGGCUUCUGGACGAGGCAACGCCGCUGGAAUGGCCUGGCGAAAGCAGCCGCCGCGUUGUACCGGUACUUGCGCAGCCCAGGCCUUCCCCUCGCGCCGCGGCCUUCCCUCCGCACAAGGCGGCGCGCGUGCUCCACCGCGCGAGGUACCGGGACCUCCCCACCCACACCCUUCUCUGUGGUUGCCCGUCCAAGCUCCAGCCGCUAAGUGGCCACCGCGCCCCAGUGGGCCUGGCCGACCUUGGUAGCAGGCUGCUAGUGCGGUGGCAGCGCGAGCGUUCCUAGGCCUACUGGCAGUAGGUGCUGCCGCCGGUACGGCCACUGGCGCUGGCGCUGUCGACGGCCCCAACGUCCACUGAAAGUGUG
Messenger RNA from Trichoderma asperellum CBS 433.97, 524 nucleotides. The record is from RefSeq and is a predicted model, not a curated record. NCBI's taxonomy places the organism in Eukaryota, Fungi, Ascomycota, Sordariomycetes, Hypocreales, Hypocreaceae.